Paramecium octaurelia is the source of this 1763-nucleotide messenger RNA. The record is from the annotation of a GenBank genome assembly. Lineage: Eukaryota; Ciliophora; Oligohymenophorea; Peniculida; Parameciidae.
AUGAACAAUCAAAAGCGGAUAAAAGUUAGUGUUUACAGUUAUAACCCAGAUGAUUUGAUUGGUUAAGGAUACAAGAGCUAAGUUUACAAAGGGCAAAAUGAUAUGAAUGGAGAUAUCGUUGCUAUAAAGGUAUGGUUAUUCAAUAAAGUUAAGGUAUGUGAGCACUCUAAAAUGCAGCAUGAAAUUGAGAUACAGUUAUUACAGCAGGAAAUAACUGCUUUACAGAUUUUAGAUUCAAUCAACAUUGUUAAAAUGCAUUGUUACUGUCAAAACACUAAUUUUACAUAUAUCAUAACUGAAUACUGCAAUUAGGGUAAAACACAUUGUUAAUAUAUAAAGGUGAUUUAGCAGAUCUGAUCAUAAAAAGAGGAUAUAUCCCUGAGAAUGAAGCAGUGUUAAUAUUUUAUCAGAUUUUGGCAGGAUUUAAAGAGCAAAUUUAAAAGGGCAUAAUUCACAGAGAUCUAAAACCAUCAAAUAUUUUGAUAAAGUAAGGGAUUUAUAAGAUCGCUGAUUAUGGGUUUUCUAAAAUGAUAAAUUCUCCAAAAGAAAAGGUAUAUUAUAAUGUUGGCACAACUCUUUAUAUGCCUCCUUAAGCUUUGACUGAAAAUAAAUAUUCAGAAAAGAGUGACAUUUGGAGUUUAGGGGUGAUGUUCUAUUAAAUUUUGACUGGUAUUGAUAUUCUAGAUAUUCCUAGGAAAGGUACCUUGGUAAGCAGGCACAGAAUAGGAAUUCGUUAAGGUAAUCACAACAACUCCUAUUUAAUUCUCAAGAACCAUAAAGAUUUCAUCGGUCGCUAAAGAUCUCAUCAUUAAAUGUUUAUAAUUGGAAGAGAGCAAAAGACUCAACUGCAAUCAAUUAUUGGAACAUGAUUUAUUCAGAUGCUUUUAAGUUAGGCCAUCAAGAAAAUCAGUUUAAUUUUCCUUUAAUAGUUCUCAAUUAGCAAAUGCUGAAAACAGAGCAAAAACCAGUUAUUCUUAAUAACGUCCCAACCUUUCUGUUUAAAGAAUUCAAAGCAAUAAGCAUCUCCAAGAGACAAGAUAAGAAUUUGUAAAUUAUGGAGAUGCUGUAAACAACAUUAUGAAUUUACUUAAAUUGAUAUUAAGAAUAGCUAAAAUUGUUGAUCAUUUUGACUUCUUCAUUGAAGGAGGAUUGAAAGAGAAAUUAUUAUACUUUACUAUCAAACAUGCGAUUUUCAAAUCAAAGCAACUCCUUUUUAUUUUGAAUAAGAAUCAUUCUACAAUUGAUUAGACAAAGAAGAGUGAAUUCAUUGUUCAAAGCAAUCUAAUGAAUGAGACAUUUAGAACUUCAUUCAACAAAUUGGUAAACAGCUUCAUUUUAUGAUUUAGUGGGACUCAAUUCAUAGAGAUGAAAUUCUAUUAAAUGAAAUCCUCAAAGAUAAGAAAUUUGCAGCUGCCUUUGACUAAAGCGAAUUGGAAGUUCAUUGUCAUUACAUUCUAAUGCUUCCUGUAUUACGAAACUCAAUUACUUUGUUAUAGAAUUAAUUGAACUUCAAAUUAAUAAAUGUGAGAGAUUAUGAUUAAUUGGGAGGAGUAGAAGAAGGUGGCAUACUGCUCUUAACAUAUUUAGUUGUAUACUUUGAAAUCUGUAAACAAGUUGUCGACAAUUUUGAUACAUCCAUAUCCUACUUGAAUUAAUUCAAACUAAAAUUAGUUGUUGAAGAAAAACCAACAAAUCUCACCAAAAAAUAAUUCCUACAAUUAUGCUAAAAAAUUAAUUCGUUGCAGCUAAACUAUCUUCAAUGA